Molecule: messenger RNA, 960 nt
Organism: Acanthamoeba castellanii str. Neff
Lineage: Eukaryota; Discosea; Longamoebia; Acanthamoebidae
Exons: 7
Coding region: 1-960 (319 amino acids)
Cellular component (GO): membrane
Source: RefSeq, a predicted model, not a curated record
AUGCUGCGAGUUAGCAUUAGGCGCGUAACGCCAGCAAAAGAAAAAGCAGCACCAGAAGAGAAGAUGAGGCAGCAGCAACGUUGCUGGCAGUCUUCGCUACCUGCCUUGGGCAAAUUAACUUCACUGCCGGCUCGCCAGAGCAGUCAGCAGUGCCGCUCCCUCUUUACUGCGGCCCGCCUGGGAGGGUGCCCGCCCAAAGCGCGUAGUGGCCCUACGGGCCUUCGUCUGGCCAUGCCGCCCCGCAGUUCCCUUGGCCGUGCACCACUCCGCUCCUUUGCAAAUGAGUCCAGGGAGGACAUCGCCGCGCGGCAGCAGGACCUGAAGAACUUUGUCGGCGGCGGCAACAAGGCCGCGGCCACGAAACCCGCCAGCGGUGAAGCGGGCCAAGUGAUGGAGGGCGGCCUGGCCGCGUGGUUCUGGAUCUUUCCCGCCAUCACCGUCUAUCGAUGGCAGGAGAAGAAGGAAAUGAUCCGGUACCGCAAGGAGCGCCUGCUCGAACCCACCGUCGACCUGCCGCCCCACCUCACGGAUGAGACCCUGAGGGAUUUCGAGUUUCGGCACGUGGAGGUGAGCGGCAAGUUCGACCCCGUGCGCGAGUUCGUGGUGCGGCCCCGCACGCGCGACGGCCAAAACGGCGGCCUCCUGCUCACCCCCUUCCGCCGCUCCGACGAUGGGACCAUCGUGCUGGUGAACCGUGGUUGGAUCCCUGCCGCCCUCAUGAACGACAUCGUCCAACGGCGCGCCAUGCUCGACCGUGUGUCCGGCGACACGCGGCUGUUUGGCCUCAUCCGACCGGGCGAGAAGCUUGCUUCCAUCCACACAACAACUUCAAGAGAAGCCGAAGGUCUGUUCGUCCAACCAGUUGUGGAGGCAGCACGCAAAGACCUCCUCGGCCGGGUCGUGGUGGAACCACGCGAUCGGCUUGUGUCCGUCCUGCAGCAGCCCCACAGCCGGUGCUGA